UACGGGAAAUGAAUGUUAACAAACUACCUGCUUGUUCCUCGUUUGUUGGUCAUUGGGAAACGGCAUGUGUGUGGUAGAGGAGAAACCAAACAAAAGAAGGGUCUGAUGUUAUGUUUCAACCGUGUUGAAAAUGACAUUAAUGCCAGGAGUCCAGGGUCUGCUAGGCCUUCACAGAACCCUUGUACCAGCUUUUAGCCGCUUUGUCUCAUCUCCCGCCCAGCUGACAUCUGUCGGACUUCCCAGGGGGCUUUGCACCGUCACUGCAACUGUCAGCGACUCAAAGCCUUCAGUGGGGCCUGAGAAUGAGUCCUUGCUGGAGAGCUUGACCUUCAUGGGGGUGGACGUGAAGAUGGUGCGCCAGCGCCAACCGGGAGUGCUUCGCAAGGUCAUCACCAAUGAGCAAGGUCUGGCUCACUUUCUCCAUGGCAAAGGCGCCAGCCGCAAAGUGGUGGCCGGCAUCAUCUCCCGGUACCCACGAGCCAUCACUCGCUCGGGCGAGCACUUGGAGCAACGCUGGGCGAUGUGGCGGAGUGUCUUCAAGAGCGACAGCGAAAUCGUUAGCAUUCUGGACCGCUCGCCCGAGUCCUUCUUCCGUUCGAGCGACAACGACAACCUGGAGAAGAACAUCGUGUUCCUGGGCUCGCUGGGCCUCAAUGCCAAGGACCUCCACCGCCUGCUGACCACGGCGCCACGGACCUUCUCCAACAGUGUCGAGCUCAACCGUCAGAUGGUGGAGUUCCUGGAAGACGUGUGCGCCGAGUUGGGUGGAGAGGACCCUGGGCAGUUCGCCAAGGUAGUGAUUUCCCGAAACCUCUAUAUCCUCAUCCGCAGCACCAAGAGGGUGAAGGCAAACAUUGACUUCCUCAAGGUGACUUUCAAGAUGAGUGAUCCGGAGCUGCUGGCUCUGCUGCAGGGUGCUGGGGCAGAAAUCCUGGACCUCUCUAACGAGUACCUGAAGAGAAACCUCAAGAUGCUUCAUGAGAAGCUGGCGUCUCUCGGCUGUCGGAAAGUCGACGUCAAGAAACUGAUCGUCUGCUACCCCACUGUGCUGUUCAUCGGGUCGGAUACGCUGAGUUCAAAACUGGACUGUCUAUUAAAGGGAGGGAUCACUAUGAAGCAGAUACUGGAGAAACCUAAAGUCCUGGAGUACAGCACGCAGAACAUCACAGGGCGACUGGAGGAGCUGCUUAAACUCCGGUAUGACUUUGAAAAGAACGGCAUCAACAUUCUGGACUCUAGCCGAAAACGGUUCGACGCCAAGUUGGAAAGACUGGCUCUCUCGUCAGAGGAAUGAGUUGUAUCAAUGUUUGGGUUAUUGGAAUGAAUCAGACAUUUUUUGGCACUAGAUUUUUGUCAUUGCUGCCUGAAGCAUGGCCUCUACAUAUCAUUGUCCUCCUAAACUAUAGGAUUUGAUUGUGCAUAGCUGUAAUAAGCAAAGUAUACGGUAGGUAAAAACAAGUCAAUGAUAAAGAGAAUCAUGUCAGUAUCAGGAAACAUUUAUUUUAAUUUAAACCAAAAAGAGUAUGUAAAGUAGUGUCAUCAUAUUUGAACUAUGAUUUAGAUUUUUACGUAAGCUAACAAACUGUGUUGUAGUACUGUGUCAAUGUAUUUCUCAUGAUUGAUUCUGAGGCACCUUAUUGAACUUACCAAUGGUUUUACGGAACUGUAAACUGCCAAGAGGCAUCAAUACACUGUUUUCACUGACAGAUUCUCUAACUUCUCUUUUGCCAGAUGAGUUGUCCGAUGAGAAAUCAGCCAAACCCUUUCUUCCUAGCUUACAGUGCAUUCGGAAAGUGUUCAGGCUCCUAGACUUUUUCCACUUUUUGUUACGUUACAGCCUUAUUCUGAAA
Messenger RNA from Salvelinus sp. IW2-2015, 1850 nucleotides. Its product is annotated as transcription termination factor 1, mitochondrial. Gene Ontology annotation, biological process: regulation of DNA-templated transcription; termination of mitochondrial transcription. NCBI's taxonomy places the organism in Eukaryota, Metazoa, Chordata, Actinopteri, Salmoniformes, Salmonidae. Gene Ontology annotation, molecular function: double-stranded DNA binding. The record is from RefSeq and is a predicted model, not a curated record. Gene Ontology annotation, cellular component: mitochondrial matrix.